Messenger RNA from Polyodon spathula (Mississippi paddlefish), 1374 nucleotides. Its product is annotated as D(1B) dopamine receptor-like. The record is from RefSeq and is a predicted model, not a curated record. The transcript has a single exon. Gene Ontology annotation, cellular component: plasma membrane. Gene Ontology annotation, biological process: adenylate cyclase-activating adrenergic receptor signaling pathway. The coding region runs from base 1 to 1374 and encodes 457 amino acids. Lineage: Eukaryota; Metazoa; Chordata; Actinopteri; Acipenseriformes; Polyodontidae. Gene Ontology annotation, molecular function: G protein-coupled receptor activity; dopamine neurotransmitter receptor activity.
AUGGGGACUCCGUUGCAAUACUAUUCAGAGCAGGAAAGUGACUCUAUUCCAUUCUCUGUUGGAGAAACAAUGCGUAAUACGACUGCAUCGGAAUCGACCACAGACGCCAAAAAGGAACGGAUAGCUCGGACUGUAACCGGUUGCCUGCUUGCUGUGCUUAUACUGUCGACUUUAUUAGGGAAUAUUCUGGUGUGCUCUGCUGUGAUCAAGUUUAGGCAUCUUCGCAGUAAAGUUACCAAUAUCUUUAUUGUGUCACUGGCUGUGUCUGAUUUAUUUGUUGCCGUAUUGGUGAUGCCAUGGAAAGCUAUAGCUGAAGUUGCAGGUUACUGGCCAUUUGGCACUUUCUGCAACAUUUGGGUGGCUUUUGACAUUAUGUGCUCCACUGCAUCCAUUCUUAAUUUGUGCGUAAUCAGUGUGGAUAGGUAUUGGGCGAUCUCCAGCCCUUUCAGAUACGAAAGAAAAAUGACUCAGAGGGUGGCAUUUGUAACUAUUAGUGUAACAUGGACAUUAUCUGUACUUAUUUCAUUCAUACCAGUGCAACUCAACUGGCAUAAAGCCAGCUCUUGGGCGGACAGAGCAAACAACACCACUACAGAGAAACAGACGGAAAACUGUGACUCGAGUCUUAACAGAACAUAUGCCAUUUCCUCUUCUUUAAUAAGCUUUUAUAUUCCUGUUGCCAUUAUGAUUGUGACUUACACUAGAAUCUACAGGAUUGCUCAAAUGCAGAUCCGGAGGAUUUCUUCAUUAGAAAGAGCGGCUGAACACGCUCAGAACUGCAGGAGCAAUCGAUUAGAGUGUCAGCACCACAACUCACUAAAGACAUCUAUCAAAAGGGAAACCAAAGUAUUAAAAACGUUGUCUGUGAUCAUGGGGGUAUUUGUUUGCUGCUGGUUGCCUUUCUUUAUUUUAAAUUGCAUGGUCCCUUUUUGUGACAGGACUGCUGACUACGAGUCUGGUUUUCCUUGUGUGAGUGAAACGGUUUUUGAUGUGUUCGUUUGGUUUGGCUGGACAAACUCGUCAUUAAAUCCGAUCAUAUACGCGUUCAACGCUGAUUUUAGGAAAGCUUUUUCAAGCCUUUUGGGUUGUCGUCAUUUUUGUCCUAGCACCGCUGUUGAAACUGUGAACAUAAGCAACGAGCUCGUGUCCUAUAACCAAGAUACACUAUUUCAUAAAGAAGUCGUGGCUGCUUAUGUCAACAUGAUUCCCAAUGCGGUGGACUGCGUUGAUGACAACGACGAGACUUUUGACAGGAUAUCCCAGUUGUCCCAAAACAACGAAAUUGUAACAGAUUCAUUUUGUGAUUUGGAGGACCGUGAAGCAGAUAUUUCUAUGGAUAGGGUAACACCGUUCACUCCUAAUGGUUUACAUUAA